GAGAUGCAGCAGCCCCUGCUCGUCGACGACGAGUGCGCCGCCGGCGACGCCGUUGGCGACGAGGCGUGCGGCGUGAAGUUGCUGCAGACGAGCGCCAGCAAGCAGGACGGAAAGGGCGCGGCCCCGAAGAGCAUCCCGGACCUGGCCGCGGAGGCAGGGGCGGCCGCAGCGCGCGCGGCCGCCGAGGCGUUGCUGCAGAGGCAGUCCGGAGAGGGCGCCGAGGAGCACACCGUUGACGGGGGCGCCCAGGGGUCGGGGUCGCUGGACCGCGCCACCGUGCGCAAGACGUGCGGGUCCACCGGCAGCAGGCCCCUCGCCUCUGCCCGCAAGCAGCGGCCGGGCGUGGGCCGCCAGUCUGGGAAGCCCGCGCGCCAGGGCGACCUUUGGCUCAAGCAACUCUGGCCGCUCGGCGCUGGCCCUUGCCAGCCAGCCCUGCUGCUGCUCUGCGGCUCCCUGACGGCUCCGCGAGCCCAGGAGAUGCAGCAGCCCCUGCUCGUCGACGACGAGUGCGACGCCGCUGGCGACGAGGCGUGCGGCGUGAAGAUGCUGCAGACGAGCGCCAGCAAGCAGGACGGCAAGGGCGCGGCCCCGAAGAGCAUCCCGGACCUGGCCGCGGAGGCAGGGGCGGCCGCGGCGCGCGCGGCCGCCGAGGCGUUGCUGCAGAGGCAGUCCGGAGAGGGCGCCGAGGCUGCGGCUGCGAUGGUCCAGGAGCACACCGUUGACGGGGGCGCCCAGGGGUCGGGGUCGCUGGACCGCGCCACCGUGCGCAAGACGUGCGGGUCCACCGGCAGCAGGUGCUGA
Messenger RNA from Prorocentrum cordatum, 801 nucleotides. NCBI's taxonomy places the organism in Eukaryota, Dinophyceae, Prorocentrales, Prorocentraceae. The record is from the annotation of a GenBank genome assembly.